AUGAGAUACAUAGAGAAAAAUAAUUUGAAUCAUCAGAGUUCAUGUUUGUUUCCGUCUAUUACGUGGUAUCUGAUUUCCUAUUUCGUGUCUGCAGCAUUUGGUGUGAGAGCGAAGCCGCACUCCUCCAUAUUCCAAAGUAUUGUGGGGAAUUUCACAUUUGGAGCAAAUUUUGCCGUGGCAGGGGCAACUGCUCGCAAUAGUUCCUUAUGGUACCAGGAUUCUGGAUUCAAUAGCCUGUUCUCGUUGAACAUUCAAGCUUCAUUGCUUUCGCGCUACAAAGUUCGAUUGCAAUUUUUUGAGGAUACACGAUCAAUUACGAAUUUAAACCAGUCGUUGCGGACAGUGAAGUCUCUCAAUUCAUCCCUGUUCGUGGUGAAUGCUGGUUUUCAAGACUAUUUUUCUGGUUUAUACAAUCAAGCCACGACUCUAUCGGAAGCGCUUGACAUUAGCCGUCUGUGGUGGAUGCAAUCAUCGCAGCUGACAGUAAACCGUAUUGCUCGCUAUUCAAUAAAACCUCUGCCCUCGUGGACCGUGCAGCGCCUCAGUAAACUCGGUGCGAAGAGCAUCUUAAUCGUAAACGUCGUACCUUUGGGUUGCACGCCUGCUCUGCUAACAAUUUACUAUCAGGAUUCAGCAAGCAAUUAUGAUGGUCAUGGUUGCUUGAAGAAUAUCAACAGAAUAAGCAAGUAUCAUAAUACUUUGCUCGCAAACAGCGUGAAUGACCUCCGACACAGACACCAGCAUGUGACGUUCUAUUUGGCAGAUUAUUAUCGGGCGUACAGAAAGGUGUUGAGAAUGCCAUCGGACUAUGGUAUUCCAAACCCUUUGAGAGCAUGCUGCGGUUGCGCCGGCUCUUACAAUUUCAACAAUCAGACAACCUGCGGACACAUCGGACCAUACAACCGCAUCACAAAUAACUUGAGGAGACUAUGCUUGUUCCCUUCAGCGUUUGCCAACUGGGACGGGGUUCAUCCCUCUCAGCGAAUGAACUUGGCGGCAGCAACGGCUUUUUUUCUGGAAAACAUAUAACACCAAAGGGUGGCUUCAAGUGCACGCCUGACAAAAGUAACUAGUAACUGAGAGAAAUCCCUUGCUUCCUCUCUGCUCAAAUGGUUCAAAGUAGAGUGCAUGGUAUUUAAGUUUUUCUAGUUGUCAAUCAGCUUCUCUAAUGAAGCAACAUUUAUUAGAAUAUUCUUAAAUAUCUGAUGGCGUAGUAUGGGAUUGCAGGAAUCUAACCAUGCGGUGAAGCGGGAAAUCCAUCCAGUGGUCUGAAUAAUUCGAUUCUAAAUUUUAUGCAUUUUAACCAUGACCAAUGACAUGUUUCUGGUUGAUGGUAUUGUUACUGGUGACAUGAUUUGCUUGCAGUUUGCGACGCUGAACCCCGCACCAAGGCAAAACAAUUUGUAUCACUUUUGAGAAAACAAAAUUAAUCCAGAUAGACUGAAGGAGCUACC
Physcomitrium patens is the source of this 1454-nucleotide messenger RNA. Lineage: Eukaryota; Viridiplantae; Streptophyta; Bryopsida; Funariales; Funariaceae. The record is from RefSeq and is a predicted model, not a curated record.